GUUUCCUUCCUCAGCUGAAGAGAGGAGAGGGUUUUGGAAAAGAGUGAAGUGUGAGCUCCCUUUGCUUGCAGGAAACCCCUUCAUCCUGAUGCAUUUUGUAGUAGUGACACACACUCUGGGCUAACGUGGCUGCUUUUCUACCAGGAUAGCAAACGGGUCGGUUGAGCAGCACGUCCUGGAGCUGGUGCUGGUGGGGGUUGGGUCAGAAGGUGAGCAGAGGGCUGUGGCACUGACCAUCCCCUGCCCUGCUGGGGAGCCCAAAUCGCCAUGUGUCAUCAGUUGCAGAUCUGCCACAGCUUGUAAUGGGCGUGAGAGCUUAAUCAGAGUGCUCGCACAGCUCCUGAAUAAGCACUUAGACUAAAAAUAAAGUUUUAUUUUGGAGAAUAAGCAGCUGGUAGUGCUUUGCAGCUGAGGCUGCGCUUCUCAAUACAUGUAAGGAGUUGAAAGAAUGAGGCAUUUUUCUCCGGGCUGUCGCAAUAAGAGAUGCUAUCCUAGCAGAGAUGCUAAUGCUUCAAAAUGAAGUUUCAUUCUUGAGAUUAAAUGGCAGUCAGGGGAAUUAACCGUUUCUAAUUACUGCAGCUAAAGAUCGGACGUCUUGGCCAGAAGUUGUGCAAUCUUUCACACUUCUGAAUGAUUAAAGUAGAAAUGCACGCGUGGUCUUUAGCUUCUGUUCUUGCUUGGUCAUGGGGAUGUGUUCUUCUCACUCAGGGUACUUUGAUUAAAAACAGCUAAGUGCUGUCGUAUCAGAUAAAAAACUCGGGACCUGAGCUCCCACACCUGAACAGCUCUGUGCCUGUUGGUCCCACGGCUCGUGGUGGCACUGGCAGGCUCUGGGGCUGCCCCCGGGGCUCUCCUUUAGGGUGCUGAGUUUAGGGCUGUUAUAGGGUUUGUUCAGAAUGGCUGAGCCUCAAGGACAGAAAAUGUAGACGUCCUUCCUGUUGCCCCAUUUGCAGGAGAAACAUCAACAGCGAAGUUUGGUAGAGGCUGAUUGGAGAUGAACUCAGCUGUUUGCCCACAGGGAAAGAAAGAGCGCUGACCAGCAGGAAAAUGGUUUGGAUUGCUUUUCUGUGGAGGAAAAUGUGCUGGUAUGAAUGACCAUGGAAAAACAACAUACAGAAGGGUGAAGGGCUCUCCUUGCUGGAGAAGAGUAACCUCUGUGCUCGGUGCAGGCUGCACGCCAGGAAGGGCUUUGAUGGGAGCAGACAGUAUCAUGGUCGUUGGCUGACCUAAGAGGAUUCCCUGCAAGGUCUGGGGCAUAUUAAUUCCUGUAGGGAAAGUCAAAUCCCCCUAUAAACGGGUAUUUGUGUCUCUCGGUGGCUGAAACAUUGAAAACAGCUGAAUCUCUCUGUUAAGGUCAUUAAGAGAUCUCUGUGCAACAGGAACAACCUCCUCUUUUUCUUCCUUUACUUAUAUGGCUCAGAUGUAUGUGAAAAUAAGCAGCAUUUUUAAGGGCAUUCCAGUUACACUCCCUCUUGAAGGAUUUAAACUUUGUCGUUCCCGUUCAAGAUUACGCAUGCAGCACAUGAGCUGCCAGUCCAGGCCUUGGAAAGAUGAUAAAUUCCAGCAGGGAGAGAAUUUCAUAAGGAGAGAAGCAGCAGCAGCCUUCAUGUGCAACUGUAGCAUUAGAUAGUCUGUAAGAAAAUUAUGCUUAUCAGAUGCUGAUGCCCUUCGUGGUCAAAGCUAUAACCAUAAUGUUAUAAGCCACGGCUUCUGACAGAGCUGUGUGUGCAGGUGGGUUAGGAGAUAGGCUGCAGCUCCAGCUUGCUGCUCUGUUGCUGAGCCUGCAUGUGCAGAUUGCUUUGUUGCAUCUGUAGCUAACUUGUGCUCACAUCUGAAGGGAAGGAGCUGCUUUCAAGUCUUGCCCUGUGCUGAGGAUCACACAGCUGUGCCACAAGGCCUGGUAGAGGCGAUUAAAUGGAAUGCUGGAGUGCUCCCGAGUGUGCAAGGAGCAGGUUGGUCCCUGCCCUGCUGCAGGGAGGUGCCAGCAUGUCGCCUGGCUUCACCUAGGAGGCAAUUCUGUUCUACAGAGCGACUCCCAUUGGGGGAAGCGUGAAGGGUUUGGGGCCCAUGGCCUUGCUGGGGAGAGGGAGUGAGGGGGAGCAUGGCCUCUGGUGUGCAACAAGCAGCCAUGAGCGCAUCGCACCCACUCCUGGCUGUGGGUUAUUGCCUUUUGUUGUAGCUAGAUGGGGUCCUGCGUGCCGUGCCUUCCUUCUUCCUGCACAGACUGCUCAGCUGAAGCUCGUGUGCAUGCAGGCGGUCUGUGAAACGCUGGCUGCUGUGCCCGUGACCUGGAAACGCCAACGUGUGCUGGUUCUGGGUUUGUUCAGCUGCUCACGGGGUUUCAUUUGAGGAAAGAGAAGGCUGUCAGUGCGUGCUGGAUAAUUCCAGGCUGUGGGUCACGUCCUGCUACAUCACCGGUUCCACGUUCAGGAUAGAUCUGUCCUGACCUGGGGUUUGCUCAGUGUUGCCUGGCUGUGCCUGUCCUGCCCUGCAAGCUCAGCCCCGUGCCACAGACAGGAGAUCCAAAUUGCUGUCGACAGGUUUUCAAGGUUGGGAGCUCUCUGUCAGUUGAGCUCAGUGCAGAGUCCGUGUGCCACAACGGGUGCGCUCCGGGACAAAGCAGAUGGCUGCCUGAAGAGAUCAAGCUGAAGCUCCCCACCAAGCAGACAAAUGCGAACCUCUGCGGCUGUGCAGUGUCGUGUGGUGACAGCCCCAUUUUGGGUGAGCUCAGUGAGCUCUGCACCCAGUGAGGCUGCUCCCAGAUGGCCUUUUUCCAUCCCUUCCUGAGAAAAGGAGGUGUGUUUGAGGAAGAAAGAAGGGGUAACGUGAUGUGACCAUCCAAGAUGAGGUGUGUUAUGCCCUGUUGAUGAGUCACACUGAGUCUCACGGGACUGCAGUGCCCUCCUUUUGGCCCUGUUCCUAAGGGAGCGCCCUGCAGCAAUGGGUUGCCACUGUCCUCAGAUGGAGUUCUGGCUCACCAUAUGCCAUCAGGGCUCAUGUAUCAGGGAAGCCCAUCCCUCCUAGCAUGCGUAAGGAAUAAUGCAUUAAACCCCAGUACAUCAAGUAGGAGCAAUGAGUAGAAAAGUUCUUUACCUAUUUAAUGUAUAAGCUUAGGAUUUCCCUGAGCCUUGCAGAGUCAGUGUUUGUAGCUGGAGGCUCUUCCAUCUGACAUGGUGUCCCCUGAGGUGCUGUUGUUCUCAGUAACAAAGUUUUGUCUGCUUUAGAAUCACCUUUGUUGAUUUAGACUAAAAAAUGCGUUCCCUUUAAUGGUUUUGGGACUUGAUUUAGAGCAUGUCUUUGGCAGCUCGAUGACCAGAGAGAACUGCAUCAUUGAAAUAAUCGUGAAAUUAUUAUUAAAAAGGCUGUACAACAGAGUUCUUUACCUCAGGGAUGGAAGCAAGCCCCUGCAGCAUCCAUUUUUGGGAAGCAUAAUUUUGUCUGUGGUCUUUGGCUCCUAGAAGCCUUCCCCUUGUGAUAUGGGGCAGCAUCUGAGACUUCUGUGUGUAUGAACCACAUUUGGAAUGGCUGUAUUCUUAUUCUUGAGAUCUGAUUCAGAAGUUUAAAAUCUCAAGGUAAUGUUGAGCUCUGGUCGCUUCGAAAGCUUUUAAACACAAUUAUGCAGUAUUGAUGCCUGAGCAAAACAUUCCCCCUACAAAAGCACUGUUGACGAUGGUUGGUCUUGUGUUGAGUUGUAGAGGAGCACCAACCCUCUACCAGCCGGGCCACGUGGUGUAUAGAAUCAUCUAGGUUGGAAAAGAUGUUCAAGACCAUCAGGUCCAGCCAUCAGCCUAACCUACAGAAUCCCAUCACUCAACCCUGUAUGAGCAUGGAGGGGCGGUCAGCUCCACCUGUAGGCAUUCAGAGGGCAAAGAUGGGAGAGACAGCCACCAUGGGCCGUCCCGCCACGUGCCCUGAGAGCUGCUGUAGCCCCUUGCUCACUCUGGGGCAGCUUCCACCCCUUCUCUGCCCCACGGUGAUGUUGUGCACCGGAGGGUUCUCUGGGCCCCACUUGUUCUGAUGGGGCUGAGCUGAGCCAUGGCCAUCUCCUGUCCCGGGGGAUUUGUCUCCCUUUGAGUGGACGUGAAAGUCCCUCUGAAAUAUGUUCAUUUUAAUUUGUCCUUGCUCUGCUGAGCGAGAUGGAGACUGAUGAGGGUGAACGGGGCAUGCGAAAAGGUGGGUGUGAGAAAUCAAUGCCGUAACAAGGCAAAUGAGCUGGGCUGGAAGUUUGGUACGUGAGAAGCGAGCGAUCCAACAUAUCUUGGUUUCUCUUCUUCCCUGCCUUGGGCAGCGAGGAAAACAGGAUUAUGGCUGUUCUGCUGCCUUUAGCACAACGUCCUAAGAGGACAUUCUCUUCCUGUUCCAACUGCUUCGUGUUUUCUGAGCCUGUGUCAUUUCAAGCUGCAAAAGAAGUUGGGAUUAUGACUUGCAGCUCGAGCAGCGGGCUGUUUGUCCCUGCAGAUAGUGUGGGCACUAAUGAAUUGCUUUUCUUCCGUGACCCACCUCGUGCUCUGCUGUGGGUGAAGUGUCAGCAAAUCCAGUUGAACUCUUUAAUCUCUAAGAGGGGAGGAGAAAAAAAAAACCCAACUUUAAGCAGCCCCCGUAUCUGUUCCUGAGCUGAACUGGGUGAUAACAGUGAGUUUAGCCUCGUUCCACUGAUAAACACAGCUCGGCUUGCAAUUCUCAAGAUACUUUUGUAGGUCAGCGUGGAAACUGUCGCUGUGUCUUCAGUUUUGCAGCCCAGAAAAAUCGUGCAUUGUCCACCCCCACCAUCUGCCAGUCAGAAAGCAGCUCACAGGGCCGCGGGGCCUUAAGUUUGCAGUUCUGGUGGGAUUUGUGCUUUGCUUUUUUGGCUUGUGCUCUGCCUUUCUAAUCACGCACACAGCAGCUCUACUUGUGAGGCGCAGCUACAGACCUCUGUGGUGUCUUCGUUCCCUCUUUGCAAGAGUUAACGUUAUCGUUGUCCCAGGAUAGCUCAAUUGUGUUGACUCCCUGAAUUUGCUGUGUGUCUCAGCAGAAGCAUCCGCUUUACCAGGAAUAAAUAUGCUUGCAGCAGCAGCUCUUAAUAAAUAAGCACGUUGGCAGGCCUGGGAUUUUUUUUCUAUGGCCAAUUAGCAUGCUCUACCUCUCGACAGCGCAGCCUGUGUUGUGUAUUGCAGCCCUUCUGGUGCCUUUUCUCUUGCUGCCCUGCACCUGCACCCUCCACAGUCUUUCAAUGGUGCUGGGCACUGGUAAAAGCAUCAUACAGAAAUGGUUUUUCUUUUUUGGAGUUGUCUAUUUUGGAGGGGCUUUGUCAGCAUGCCCUCUGAAAUGCCAUUCGCAGGAGCAGCCCUCAAAGAUCUCCUUUUCCCUUCGCUCCAUCCCUGCUGGUGCCGCAACUGAAUGCCGGCAGAGGAGGCAGCGGCUUGCAUGGCUUCCCAGGCUUGUUUCUGCUGGGCUGCAUCUUUACCCCUUGGUGAAGCAACAGCCAGCAAACGUGACCAGCUGCAAAGGGUGUUUCUGUGGCUGGGUUUUCAGCUUGCAUCCGUGUUUUUGCUGAUCCCAUCAGAACAGAUCUACACUGAGACUUGCAGUCUGGCCCGGGCAUCUCCAGCACUCUGGGCAGUUAGAAAUUAAGCAUGACCAAAAAUGCAACAAAUGUAGAUUAUUUUUUUCUUAAUGCACUCAGAAUGACUGCAUGAGUCACCUGGGAGCUGUGCUGAGCCUCACUGAGAAGUGAGGGGCAUCCGGACUGCUGGUCUGGGGUUACUCACACGUCAGAAGUCCUCAAAUAGCUUCUUGCACUUCACUGCAGCGACUUUCCUUCCACUUUUAUACAUCCUGUUCUUAACCCUGAGACUUCUACAGCACAGAGACUACCAGCAAUUUCCUUUUCGGUAUAGGCGUUAGCUCUAAAAUACAUGUGUGCACAUUUCUUUUUGUUUCCCCCUGCACAGAUGCAGUGACCAUUACUUGGUCGUGCCUGGUGCUGACUCAUCUUGCAAACCGUGUGCCAAAAGGAUGCUGAGCAGCCAAACCUUAACACCAGGGCCCUCUGUCUGCCAGCUGUAUACCCGGGAUGGACAGCGAGACGUCCCCUGGAGAGCCGAUAACAGCUCUGAUGAGAGCUCUGCUCAGCCAGCACAGCCUGCAGCCCCGUUGCAGUUUGGUGGCUGUGCCCCUUCUACUGCCCAUAGGACUUGGUGUAUCCCGAGUGCCGCUCGUGCCUGCGCUGCCCCGCGUGGCACACCUCUCUCCAGGAGCUCUGCCUCCUGCUUUAGCAGGAUUUGCACAAUGGAAGCCCUUUCCCCUUCUCUCCCUUCUCUGCCUUUCCCAUUUGUGCACGCUGUGUGCUCAAGCAGCUGCUGUCAGCGGGAGCGCACGGGCUGCCUGCGGGCCGGCUCUUUGUCAGCAGGGCUCAGCCGUGUCUUUGUUUGCUCGCUGCUCGGCGGAGAUGCUGCAGGUUGGUUAGGGGCAUUGCUCAUCCUAUUUGCUCUGCAGCCAGGGCAGUUGCCCGUUGUUCCCAUUGCAUUUUUAUGGUGUGGGUUUAAGUGCUGCGAGGCAUAGUUUCUUUGUACCAAUGGAAGUAAGUGAAUGCCCGUCUGCUGGCCGACAGCCUGGGGACUGAAACGGUCCGGCUGGGGCUGCAGAAAGGGGAAGAGAAAGCAUCUGAAUUUCCAAAAGCAAACCAAAAGGGCUGAGUUGUGUUAUUUUUGUAUGAGCUGUGUGGUUCGGAAGGGGGAACUCGUAUCUGUACAUCGCUGUGCCACGGAGCUGUAGAACAAAGGCCAGCUGGCUUUUUGUAAAUCACUGCAGUGAUCAUUUAAAGCUGGAAGGAUUACAGCGGGCAGACGGCCGGGCGGUGACUGGGGACAGACUGCGUGUGACCUCAGAGGUGGUGCUGGUCUCUGGUGUGAGCAACAAAGAGCCGGUCUGUGCCUGCGUGCGCCAGCAGCAUCACAGCCCUGUCCCAGCAGUGUCAGUGCAGCUGCGUGGAAACGGAGCUGUCACCGGAGACAAAACUUGGUCUGUCCUCUGGCACGGUGCUGUGACAGUGUGGCGUAGUGCUGCAGCCUGCAGCCCUGCUUGGGUGCUGCCCUGUGGCCCUGGCUCAGCCUGCUGUGGCAGCACACAGCCUGCCCUGAGCUGCUCGCACAGACUGGGGUCUUGCACAGCCGGGGCAGCUCAGCCUGUGUGUCUGCAAAAAGCCUUUCAGAAAGCUGUGAUUGUUCUGGGCUGCUGGGCGAGCUCUGCUGUGUGAGUGCAUUUAAACAACACGGGGUGGUACCUGAGGAGACAUCCGGAGAGGGAGCCCACGUGGGACAGAAGGAAAUCGGCAGGUGGCCCCGAGGAGGUCCUCUGUUUGCUCACGUUAUUAGCAAGGAGAGAGGAAAUAAUGAUUUAUUGACGCUUCUGUAAUUCUCCUCUGCUGGGCUACAAAGGGAGAAAUUCGGUUUCCUUUCUGAUAUCCUGGGGUCUAAUUGAGAUAUAAGGGCCGCCUGGAGGGCAGCUCACCUGCAGGGCCGUGGGUGCCCCGUGUCACAGCUGUGACCGAGCUGAGGAUCCGCCAUCUGCACAGCCCGGCGAGCAGCACGUUAACGCUGCGCUUUGGUUCAAGCCCUUCUGCCACGGCUGUGUUAAUGGAGGGUUGGGUGGGAAAACGCAGGGAAGAGCGUGGCAGCACAAAGCUGUUUGUCACAGCGCUGUUCUGUCAGUGUAAGAAUGCCGUGCUGUGUAGAAAGGCAGCAGUGCCUAUGGGUUGCCGUGGUGCAGUGGGACGGCGGUGUUAUGGCAUGGCAAGCACUGCCAGCAUGCAGGCAGGGAUGGGGAGCAGGGCUCGCAUAGACUGUGGGGGUGGCAGUGUGGAAGGUGGAAUAACAUCCUUACCAGAAAGCUGUGGGUGCCCCAUCCCUGGAUGUGUUCGAGGCCGGGUUGGGUGGAGCCCUGGGCAGCCUGAGCUGGUGGGGAGCAACCACCCAUGGCAUGGGGUUGGAGCUGGGUGAGCUUUAAGGUCCUUUCCAACCCAGGCUGUUCUGUGGUUGUAGGAACGUGGCCUUCCCUUCCAAUGAAGUCCUACAGCUGCAUUGUGAGUGCUGGGUUUGGCCUCGGUCCGAUACCUUUGUGAAUUUGGUGGAUGUAUUCCAACAGACUUGCUUUUAUUUUCUGAAGUUUUCCCCUGUUGCUUUCUCUUUUUUUUUAUAUAUCUUUCUGAGGAAAACGAACCAACCAAAAUACCUCCUACGUUUUUCGUGCUCAAAGCUGAGGAUUGCAGAGGGCUCCCAUCCCCACCUUGUGUGCGUUUCUUUCCCACCGUCUGCAGUUGUUGUUAAUUCACGUUUGGGUUAGUAAUUAAUCAGGGAAUAAAUAAUACAUUGUAGGCUAUCAGAACGCUGCACUCCGGUGCUGGGGGCAGCAUUCCUGGCCUUGACGGGGAGGGGCUGCAUUCUGCUGCUCUGAGGUCCCUGAAAGGCCAAUUCAGGUGCAUCCUUGAUGAGACUGCAGGGGUCCCAGGUGUGGAAACCUCCUUCUUCCCGUGCCCCUUCACCACAGCUCUUCCCAGCUUCCUGCUGUGCGUUGGGUAUGUCUUGUUUCAAGGCUGGCGUGUAUCUCAGCCGAGCCGGCUGGCAGGAGGAUUAAGUGUUGCUAUGACAGUUUGGGUGUGGGGAUUUGGAAAAGCCACCAAGUUGCAAAACAAGCAGCAGGAAGAAAACGAGCAAAAAUGCAAACACGGAGCAAAGUGACUCCGAAAGGCACCAGACUUCAGGGCUGCGACGUUGGUGGCUGUGUGCCUGCCCUGGGGCAGCAGGAGCUGGGUGGCACUGCCAUCCGUCCUGCUGUGCUGGAGCAGGAUGUGGUCCUCCAGUCCAUCGACCGUGCCAUCGAGGCUGUGCACAACGCUGCCAUGAAGAACGGGGGGAAAUACAACCUGGAGCAGAGGGAUGUCCUGCAAAAGCUGAUCCAUCACCGGAAGGAGACCGUGUCCCGCAAAAGCCACUCUCCCAGCCCUCAGGGGAUGGUUAUGACGCAGUCCUCCAGUGACCACCACCUGGACGCGGCGCGGCAGCCCAACGGCGUGUGCCGGACGGGGUACGAGCGGCACCACAGCCUGCCCAACACGGAGUUUGAGGAGGAGGAUGAGGGCCCCUAUCAGAUCCCGCCGCAGCCCCGACGCGCCGCUCCCAUCACUCCCCCACCUCCAGAGAAACGCAAGAGCGCACAGAUGGCCGCACCCCUGAAAAAUGCCGUUGAAAUUAUCCCUGGGUCAGCUUCCAGUGCCUCCUCCGUGAGCACCACGUCCCUGGACACCCUGUACACCCCUUCCUCCGCCUCGGACGCCGCUCUGCCCACGGCCGCCUCCAGCCCUGCCACCACACCUCCUCCCGUCCCCAGCCGCAGCGUGCACACCACCAUCACACGCAACCUGGACACCGGCCCUGCGGCCCACUCCCGCUACACGUCUUCCCCAAAGGAUGGGGCCAGCAAAUCCCCUCAGGCCAAACGGGCUGCCCCGGCACCGCCAUCCGACGUGGGGACCCCGAGGUCCCAUGCUGCAGAUGGGGAGAAGACUCUGCAGGGCAAGAAAGCUGCCCCAGCGGCCCCCGCAAACCUGGAAGCGUUCAGCAAUCUCUGUCUCGAUGAUAAGAAAGCUGCUGUGGCGGAGCCAAUGCCACCGGAACCCAGUGGGCUGGUGGCGUCUGUCCCCAAGACCAUAGGUGCUGAACUGAUUGAGUUGGUCCGCAGGAACACCCACCUCAGCUACGAGCUGUCACGCGUGGCCAUCGGUGUGGUCAUCGGCCACAUCCAGACCUUGGUCCCGGCAACCAGCGGCAUCAUGGAGCAGAUCCUCAUCUCCGUAGUGGAGAGUAAGGACCUGAGCUCGGGGCUGCCCUCAGGACAGAUCUGUCACGACGAGCAGCGGUUGGAGGUGAUCUUCGCAGACCUGGCCCGGCACAAGGAUGAUGCUCAGCAGCGCAGCUGGGCGCUCUAUGAGGAUGAGAACGUUAUCUGCUGCUACCUGGAGGAGCUGCUUCGCAUCCUGACAGAUGCAGACCCAGAAGUUUGCAAGAAGAUGUGCAAGAAGAAUGAAUUUGAAUCCAUCCUGUCCCUCGUGGCAUAUUAUCAGAUGGAACACAGGGUGCCUCUGAGGCUGCUGCUGCUGAAGUGCUUUGGAGCCAUGUGCAACCUGGAUGCUGCCAUCAUCUCCACGCUUGUAAACUCCGUGCUGCCGAUGGAGCUGGCGCGGGACAUGCAGACUCACACGCAAGAUCAUCAGAAGAUGUGCUACUCUGCCCUGGUGCUGGCAAUGAUAUUCUCCAUGGGGGAGCCCCUUCCAUACCAUCAUUAUGAACAUCUCAACUCUCAGUUUGUGCAGUUCCUGCUGGAUGUGAUUGAAGACGGGCUGCCCUCGGACACCACCGACCAACUCCCUGACCUAUUCAUCAACGUCCUCCUGGCCUUCAAUCUCCACAUUCCAGUUCCAGAGCACAGCGUGAUCAUGACGACAAUAAGCAAGCACUCCAACGUCAAGACUUUCACCGAGAAGCUGCUGCUGCUGCUGAACAGGGGAGAUGAUCCAGUUUGUAUCUUCAAGCAUCAGCCUCAGCCGCCGCACUCAGUGCUGAAGUUCCUGCAGGACAUCUUUGCCAGCAAGGACACAGCCAGCAUCUUCUACCACACAGACAUGAUGGUCCUGAUAGACAUCCUGGUGCGGCAGAUCGCUGAUCUCUCCCCUGGAGACAAGCUGAGGAUGGAGUAUCUGUCUCUGAUGCACGCCAUCAUCCGCUCCACGCCGUAUCUGCAGCACCAGCACCGCCUCUCUGACCUGCAGGGCAUCCUGCAGCGCAUCCUGGGGGAGGAGGAGGAGGAGCAGCAGUGCCAGAUGGACAAACUGAUCAUCCUGGAGAUCUAUAAGGAGUUCCCAGAAAUCUCCCCUGGUACCAGCUAACCGCGCCUCGGACUCGAGUUUGAACCACUUGGAUCAAAGACGUCUCUUGUUGACACUUUCUCCCUGUUCCCUUCCAGUACAGCUCAUACCUUACCCUCCUUUGCGCGAGGCCUAAGGUUUGGACAGUGUUCACCUGCCCUGUAGGGGUGUCAGCGGGGUGCCCUGGGGCCUGGCGCUCCAGGGAGGGCAGCGCUGGGCACAGCAGGCUGGGUGCUGGUGCUUGGUUUGCUCCCAGCGCUUGAGCAGGAGGCGCUUAGCCAGCAGGAAGGGCAGAGCCCGGAGGGACGGCAGCCAGGUGGGGUGUGUUUAGCUGCGCUGGUGUCCCGAGGUCCUGAAGCGAAAGGCCUUUGCCUUAGAGCAUCACUUUAUUUUUCCAUGUGCAUCUCUCCCUGCAGUGACCAAGUGGAGUCUGUCGGUGCUUGGAAGAAGCUUUUGUAACAUCUGUUUUGUUUCUGCUGCUCGUGCCAAUGCGCUGCAGCGCUGCCCCGGGAGGCAGUGGCUCACCGCCCAGCGCCUCGCCUGCGAGCCUGACCCUCCCUGCUGGCCUGCAGCUAACGCUUGGGGCAGCACUGUGCCCGGGGUCCUGCUCUUAGUGCAGCAGCUGCUUUGUUCAACCCGCUUUCUGUAGUGACCUUUAGACCUGAGUAUCUUGCUCGCUGCGGCAGCCCAGAACCGUGACCCCUGGCUGCUGCUGUUAGGAGCCUUUGGCGUGGCUGUGGCACAGACAGUGCCCCGUGCAGCCAUAGCUGCUGCUUGCCGCCUCCGCAGCAGCACUGCCCCGGGCAGAGGGGCUGCAUGUGGGCAGUGCUCUGUUCUUAAUGCCUGUGGGUUUCUUGCCUUGAGCUUCGCAGUAGCUCUGCUCGCUGCCCUCCUGUCCGUGAGGCAGCGUGCGCCUGGUGUCCAGUGGCUGUUUGUGACCAUGCACGAGUGUGGGGAACCCUUAUUUAUGUCCCCUUUAGGUUUGUAGCCAACAGGACUAACCUGUAUCCCUGUUACAGAUAAGUCACACACUAACGUGGGUCCCUUAGGUAUCCGUGUGCGCAGUCUGGUCGCUCCUGUCCCCAGCUCUUCCUCUGCGGUACCCUGUGUAGGAGCUACGGGCGUUUGGAACUGGAAACACUGGGCACAGAUAUAUGGCUUUAGGAGACAACAGCUGAGCUCUGCUCACAGGCCUGGGCUCUGGGCACUGACGUGCUCAGGAACGGAAAGGUUUGUUGGCCUGUGGCUGCCCGAAGCUUCAUAACCACCCUCGUAGAGAAGCCUAUUUUUCCCGUGUAAAAAUGUAUGAAUGUCAAAAGGGAUGCUGUAUUUUCUUAAGCACUGAGUGUAACGUGCAGAGGAAUAAAGAUGUCUUAAACUGGA
Molecule: messenger RNA, 12283 nt
Organism: Gallus gallus (chicken)
Lineage: Eukaryota; Metazoa; Chordata; Aves; Galliformes; Phasianidae
Gene: NCKIPSD
Product: NCK interacting protein with SH3 domain
Exons: 13
Coding region: 8696-10921 (741 amino acids)
Biological process (GO): endocytosis
Molecular function (GO): protein binding; Arp2/3 complex binding
Source: RefSeq, a predicted model, not a curated record